Salarias fasciatus (jewelled blenny) is the source of this 5674-nucleotide messenger RNA. Its product is annotated as regulator of nonsense transcripts 1. The transcript is spliced from 24 exons. NCBI's taxonomy places the organism in Eukaryota, Metazoa, Chordata, Actinopteri, Blenniiformes, Blenniidae. Gene Ontology annotation, cellular component: cytoplasm. Gene Ontology annotation, molecular function: ATP binding; hydrolase activity; RNA binding. The record is from RefSeq and is a predicted model, not a curated record. Gene Ontology annotation, biological process: nuclear-transcribed mRNA catabolic process, nonsense-mediated decay. The coding region runs from base 1 to 3306 and encodes 1101 amino acids.
AUGAGUGUGGAGGCGUACGGGCCAAGCUCCCAGACCCUCACCUUCCUGGACACCGAUGAAGCGGAGCUGCUCGGAGCGGACACGCAGGGUUCUGAGUACGACUUCACCGACUUCACCCUGCCCAGCCAGACGCAAACCCAAGGCCAGACCCAGAGCCAGCCGGACGCCCAGGUAAAUGGUCCUGAUGAUGAUCUUCACAACGGAGGAGUGGAUGACUCCGUGGUCAAAACCAGUCAACUGUUAGCUGAGCUCAACUUCGAGGAGGAUGAGGAGGACGCGCACUACACCAAAGAUCUGCCUUUGCACGCCUGCAGCUACUGUGGUAUCCAUGAUCCAGCAUGUGUGGUGUACUGCAAUACCAGCAAGAAGUGGUUCUGUAAUGGACGUGGCAACACAUCUGGCAGCCAUAUUGUGAACCACUUGGUGAGGGCCAAGUGCAAAGAGGUGACUCUGCAUAAAGAUGGACCGCUUGGCGAAACUGUGCUGGAGUGCUACAACUGUGGCUGCCGCAACGUCUUCCUCCUGGGCUUCAUCCCAGCAAAGGCUGACUCUGUGGUGGUGCUACUCUGCAGGCAGCCCUGUGCCAGCCAGAGCAGCUUGAAAGACAUCAACUGGGACAGCUCGCAGUGGCAGCCACUCAUCCAAGACCGCUGCUUCCUUUCGUGGCUCGUCAAGAUCCCGUCAGAGCAGGAGCAACUUCGAGCUCGUCAGAUCACCGCCCAGCAGAUCAACAAGCUAGAGGAACUCUGGAAGGACAAUCCUACUGCCACAUUGGGGGACCUGGAGAAACCUGGAGUGGAUGAGGAGCCUCAGCAUGUUCUUCUGCGAUAUGAGGAUGCUUACCAGUACCAAAACAUAUUUGGCCCUUUGGUCAAACUCGAAGCCGACUAUGACAAGAAGCUUAAAGAGUCACAGACUCAAGACAACAUAACAGUUAGGUGGGACCUGGGGCUGAAUAAAAAGCGGAUUGCCUUUUUCACACUUCCCAAGACGGAUUCAGGUGACAUGAGGCUGAUGCAAGGUGAUGAGAUCUGCCUGCGGUACAAGGGAGACUUGGCCCCGCUGUGGAAGGGCAUUGGCCACGUCAUUAAAGUUCCUGACAACUACGGAGAUGAGAUCGCCAUUGAGCUGCGCAGUAGCGUUGGUGCACCAGUGGAAAUUCCCCACAACUUCCAGGUGGACUUUGUUUGGAAGUCUACAUCUUUUGACAGAAUGCAGAGUGCCCUCAAGACAUUUGCUGUGGACGAAACCUCUGUGUCCGGUUACAUUUACCACAAACUGCUGGGCCACGAGGUUGAGGAUGUCACCAUUAAGUGCCAGUUACCAAAGCGCUUCACCGCCCAGGGUCUGCCUGACCUUAAUCACUCGCAGGUGUAUGCUGUGAAAACAGUGCUGCAGAGGCCUCUCAGUUUGAUCCAGGGUCCUCCAGGCACUGGAAAGACCGUCACCUCUGCCACGAUUGUUUACCACCUGUCUCGACAAGGCAAUGGGCCAGUUUUAGUGUGCGCUCCCAGUAACAUUGCAGUGGACCAGCUGACUGAGAAGAUUGACAAGACAGGACUCAAGGUUGUCCGGUUGUGUGCCAAGAGCCGAGAGGCCAUCGAGUCACCGGUGUCAUUCCUGGCUCUGCACAACCAGAUCAGCAACAUGGACAGUAUGCCGGAGCUUCAGAAACUGCAGCAGCUGAAGGAUGAGACCGGGGAGCUGUCGUCUGCUGACGAGAAACGCUACAGGGCUUUGAAGCGCACUGCUGAGAGGGAGCUUCUGAUGAAUGCUGAUGUGAUCUGCUGCACCUGUGUCGGGGCCGGAGAUCCACGUCUGGCCAAGAUGCAGUUCCGUUCCAUUCUGAUAGAUGAGAGCACACAGGCCACCGAGCCGGAGUGCAUGGUGCCUGUGGUUUUGGGAGCUAAACAGCUCAUUCUGGUGGGUGACCACUGCCAGUUAGGCCCGGUGGUCAUGUGUAAGAAGGCAGCAAAGGCAGGUCUGUCUCAGUCCCUGUUCGAACGACUUGUGGUUUUGGGGAUCCGGCCAAUUCGCCUCCAGGUCCAGUACCGCAUGCACCCCGCUCUCAGUGCCUUCCCCUCCAACAUCUUCUAUGAGGGCUCCCUGCAGAACGGCGUCACCGCAGCUGACCGGAUCAAAAAAGGGUUUGACUUUCAGUGGCCGCAACCAGACAAGCCGAUGUUCUUCUAUGUGACUCAGGGUCAGGAAGAAAUUGCCAGCUCUGGAACUUCGUAUCUGAAUAGGACCGAGGCUGCUAAUGUGGAGAAGAUCACAACGAGGCUGCUGAAGGCGGGAGCCAAACCAGACCAGAUUGGCAUCAUCACCCCGUAUGAGGGUCAGCGUUCCUACUUGGUCCAGUACAUGCAGUUCAGCGGUUCCCUGCACACCAAACUUUACCAGCAAGUAGAGAUUGCCAGCGUGGAUGCCUUCCAGGGCCGAGAGAAGGACUUCAUUAUCCUGUCCUGUGUUCGCGCCAAUGAGCACCAAGGGAUUGGCUUCCUCAAUGACCCCCGUCGCCUCAAUGUGGCGCUGACCAGGGCCAAGUACGGCGUGAUAAUAGUGGGGAAUCCCAAGGCCCUGUCAAAGCAGCCUCUGUGGAACAACCUGCUGAAUAACUACAAGGAGCAGAAGGUCCUGGUCGAGGGACCCCUGAACAACCUGAGAGAGAGCCUCAUGCAAUUCAGCAAGCCACGCAAACUGGUCAACACCAUCAACCCCGGAGGGCGUUUUAUGAGCACUGCGAUGUACGAUGCCCGCGAGGCCCUCAUCCCUGGGUCUGCCUACGACCGCAACAACGCCGCCGGACGCCCGUCCAACAUGUACUUUCAAACGCACGACCAGAUCGGGAUGAUCGGGGCUGGACCCGGUCACAUGGCUGCCAUGAACAUCCCUAUUCCUUUAAAUCUGGUGAUGCCACCAAUGCCUCCACCCAGCUACCUGGGACCGGCCAACGGCCCCACCGCAGGACGUGGGGCCAUGAAGGGUAAACCUGGACGAGGCGGACGGCAGAGGGUCCGCGGCUUCGGCCAGGGCCCCGGUCAAGGCAUUGGGCCAAACAGCCAGACCAGCCAGGACGGGGCCUCCCAGUCCUUCUCUCAGGGGCCGCUGACACAGGGCUAUAUCUCCAUGAGUCAACCAUCGCAAAUGAGCCAGCCAGGCCUCUCCCAGCCGGAGCUGUCUCAGGACAGCUACCUGGGCGAUGAGUUCAAGUCCCAGAUUGACGUGGCUCUGUCCCAGGACUCGACUUACCAGGGCGAACGUGCAUACCAGCACGGCGGCGUGACUGGGCUGUCACAGUACUAAAGCGUUGGAUAAAAGAAGAGGGCUAGGCUUGAUCUGAGCUUAGUUCUUUUGAAUCUGAGAAAUAAUAAAAACAAAAAAUGGAUACCUGUUUUCCUCUGCUACAACUUGAAGCACCACCAAGUGAAAGCGACGGGAUAGCUAACUCAAACCAGUGACCAGUGGGACAAAAAGAGGGGAGAAGAAGAGGGAACGCGAUGGCAAGAGGGGCCGCGCGAACACGCAAGAGGCGCGGAUGGAUGCCCGCGAAAAAUUGGGAGGGAGGUCGAGAAGAUGGCGUCCCGUGGUCGAGCUGCUGAGGCUAACAAAGAAGAAGAGAUCUUGCUCGGUCUGAUCUACAAGACUCCGCUCCCCAUCAAAUCAUCCACUCCACACCCUUUGACCCACCGCCUCUGAAGGAGGCUUCAGAUAUGAGGCGCUCGCUUCAGCUACAUUUGUCCUGCAGACCUGGAAUGACGUGACUGCUAAACGCUUCCAAACAGGCGGCACAAAUAACCGGCGCCGAGUCUGGUUAUGUUCAGCCUGUUGGUGCCCUGAAUGAUUUUAAAUUCGGCUUACAGGGGGAGGAGAUCGUCAUCGUCUCGUGGGUCCAAACACCUCUGCUGUGUUUGACGGGCGGAGGCAGCAGUCGACAGACCCUCCCAGAGAGCGAACGCUGGCUUCUGUGCUUGAGGUUGGAGUACCACUCAUUUGCCUUGAGAACCACUGGCUCCUCUAUGGGGGUCCUGGGCGGAUUCCGACCGCACGUCAGUCGUGGAGUGGCACGGGGAUUUCAGACUGUUAUUCUAAGGCAUGAGGUGCGAAUCCCAUUGAUUUCCUGAUGAUCAUGGGACAGGUUGUUUUUUUUUUUUUUUUCCUUCCUUAUUUUGUUUCUACUUUUAUUAUCACAGAGCACACAAAAGUCAUUGAAACGAUCAAACAUGACCAGCAUUGAACAGCCAAUAUUGUGUCAUGUGAUGUUUCAGAGAAGGCUUGUUGGAACUUAUUUUCUAAAUCCGGGGAUGUUGAGGUCCCUCCCACUGUGCUUUCUGACCCGAGUUUUUUUUUUUUUUCUUUAAUAUAUAUUCCGCUUUUGCACAGAGUUGGGGAGAUGAUUCAUUAUCCCUUUUUUUUGUUUUGUUCUGUUUUUUUUCUUUUGAGGUGAAGAAUAAUGAGACAGUGGAUUAUGUUUGGAGGUGGUCGUGGGAAUCAAUCAACCACAACUAAAAAGAAAAGGAAGGUGGCUGAGGGGUAGAAAGAAAAUGAGUUUAAAUUUUGUAUGAACGAAUGUGGAGCUUGAACUUUAGAGCCCAGAGAGGACCACACCUGAGAUGUUGAUUGUGACUAAUCGUGAAUUGUAUAGUUAAACUAAAGCUGUGUCGACCAACCACCUCCAUCACACAAUAAAGUGGGAAAAGCUGAAAGAGGUUUGUUGAAUAUUUAAAAAAAAAAAGAUCCUGGAAUUAAUAUGAAAAAAAUGUUUCGUUCCUGUGGGAAACAGUGUCACUAUGUGGCUCCGAAGCUCAAUUCAAUUCAGCGAUAUUAUAUAGCACAAAGACGAAAUGUAAAGAGAAUGAAACCAAAAUCAGUGCCUAUAACCAAUCACCUUCAGAUGUACAGCUGCAGCACAAACAUGAAUGUAGUGAAGCUACCAGCAUUUCAACACUUUCCUUACACCUGAGGGCUCCAGAAACCUAGAGAAAAAUACCCGUUUUAUUUUUUUAUUGAUAGAAAAAUAAGCCUGGCGAUUAUCUGAAUGACUUCAGCAGCUGUAAAACAUUAGGCUUAUAGAGGGGAACAAAAAAAGCCACCUUCCUUCUCUACUGAAAACAGGCUGGUAGGAUUUAUUUUUUCUGCUGGAGACAUUCGACUUGUGCGAAGCUGUGCUGCCUGCUUCAUGUAGAGGUUCUGCGGAGACUUAUGUUGUUGUUUGAGCCGCUGAUGCCGAUCCAGACUUUGCUAUUGUCCAAUGAAUUGCUGCUUUGUGCGUCGUUUUGUUCGGUAUUAUCUUGGGGUUUUGCAGUCAUUUGAUAAAAAACAAAAAUAAAUCUUGUGACAUCUUUCCGAUGACAGAAAUGAAGCUGAAGAAGCAGUUUGCUUUGCUUUGUAAUUACACUUUUUGUAUCCUCUCCACGUUCUGUCCGCUGUCCGAGGGAUUGUAGUUUUGUAACUCUUCCAGGAGAAGCCCUUUCUGAACACAGUAAGAAUGUACUCCACCUUUGUUUCUCAUCUCUGCUCACCACGACAAUCAUGUUGAGUGUAGUUGUCAUGUUUGAUUUAGUUGGUUCUGCUGACGUUGCGCAAAUCUUACGUUUGUACACCGAUUUUUUUUUAAACAUGUCCUGGUCCACUGACAUCAUGUUAUAGCUUUAAAAUAAACCUGCUGCCUGCA